CACUCUUUGUUUUCUUGCAUGUGGUGACAGGUUUUAUCAGAUCCGAGCCAGUAUGAAAGUGCCCCCACGGAUCCCGCAGAGGGUGGAAGCCAGUCUGCUGCAUCCCACAGGUUCAGAUCUGGCUUUCCCAGCAUCAGUUCAAGAUGAUGUGGUCUGCAGCAAAACCUUUCAGAUCCUUUAUAAAAACGAGGAAAUUGUAGUCAACGAUGUCCUCGUAUUCAAAGUGAUGAUGCUGCUAGAUGCAAAGAGGGUGGAAGAGACCUUAAAUGAAAUGGACUUUCAGAUGUCGUUGGACCUGUUCUUCACCGAUGGCGACUACUCGCCCGAGGACCAGAGUCCUCUCCAGAGCAUCAGCAGUCGAAUGCUGCAUUUGCACUUUAGCCUUCACAGAGGCAUCCAUCAGCACGUCAACGUCAUGUUUGACUAUUUCCAUCUGUCUGUCAUCUCUGCCACUAUCCACGCAUCACUGGUGGCUCUGCAUCAACCUCUAAUCAGUUUCCCACGGCCAGUCAAAAGCACCUGGCUGAAUCGGAAUGCUCCGGCACAAAGCAAAGACUCUCUCAUCCCAACGCUGGAGUGUGUGGUGUUCAGUAACACCUACGUCAAGCAGCUGUCCCCAGAUGGCAAAACCUUCCUGGUAUCGGAUCAGUGCCUACAGCAUGCCUUCAGCCUUCACCAGAACAUGUGUGCCAACUUGCUGCGUGCAUAUCAGGGUCUGUUCUGCUAUUUAACCUCCCUGACCAAGAAUCUGCCCGCAUCUCAGCGCAUAGAGCUAGAGGAACUUGAUGUGGAGGCCCGGCUUGAUGAGCUUUGUGAACAAGUCAAGCAGAGGGGAGAGAGCCCAGAUGAGUUGGCUGAACUGGUGAACAUGAAUUUGGCGCAGCUAUGCUCUCUGCUCAUGGCAUUGUGGGGGAAUUUCCUGGAAGUGGUGUCCCUGAAUGAGCGUGUCUCUGAGCUGUUGGCUCAGGAGCACCAUACAUUACGGGUGCAAAGAUUUGCAGAAGCUUUCUUUUGUCUUGAACACCCAAGACAGAGUGCACUAGCCUACCAGGAACUACAUGCUCACAGUCACCAGCAGAUGACCACAGCUAUUAAGAACUCCUCCUACUUCUUGUCCUUGCCACCACUUCCUGUUGAAUGUGCAGAUCUUGAUGGUGAUGUGAACUCCCUACCAAUCAUCUUUGAGGACAGAUAUUUGGAAUCGGUUACCGAAGAUCGCGAUGGUCCAUGGCUUGGUCUCCACAACAACAGGAGUGGCUCUGUGUCCACUAAAGCAGACAGGUCCAACUCAAAGGACUCUAUUGCUAGUGGAUUGGGAGGCCUUGGUCCGUACCCAGAUAAGCAGCAAACUGCCCUCGCCACGGCUUGGCCUGAGCAAAAUGAGCCUCCCCUCAAAUCCAAAGCCAAAUCUAUCAAGCUGAAGAAGAACGCCAAGACUGAAAAUUCAAAGAAGCUGAUCAGGCAAAGCUCCAAAGACUCAGUGAUCCUCACAGGCUACAAGAACUUGAAGGUUCCUCAUGGUGAACCAACCACCAAGUCCAAAGAAGUAGACACUCAGUGCACUCCAAAAGGCGAGCUCGAUGACAUAGGCAAAUACAUCUUCCAGAAUGAAACUGCAACCACACAUUGUGCUCCAAAUACAAGUGACAUUCAAGGCAACGUCGGUAUCCAGAGCGACAGCUUUUCCAAUCUUUUGAGUUUGCAAAUGCAGGCUAGGCCCCAGGCUGGUACUGGAGCAGAAGCCACACAAAGCGCAGCUGCCAGAAUUGAUUUGACACAUCCACCUGCUGGGCUCAGACAUAUAGAUGUAAAGCCGAGCGACAAGGACCCCUACCAGGGUGAAAAGGUCACCAUUCUCUUACCGCACCACUCGGAUCCAACCGCCAAGACGGAUGUUCCAGAGUUCAAGAGUCGAGUUGGGGACGGUGCCAUGUUCAUCGGAGCUUGUGGAGCUGUGUUGAGGAGUGAUUGUGUUCCUCAUGGCUCCUCCAGGCUCUCAGACUCAGGAAUCGAAAGCGAGCCCAGCUCUGCAACACAGCUAGCCCCAUUCUCUCCUUCUCCUUUUGCUUCUACUAGCCUGGAGCCGCCAACAGAGCCGAUUCUACCAAGUGCCCACCAGAGACCAUCUCCUCUUAGCCCUGCCUCCAGGGGAGCCACAGCAUUAGAGGGUGUGAAUCCAGAGAGCACCAGCGGCAUUAGUGGAGUCCAGUCUUCCCUCACCUCCAUUAAUUCACUCCCCUCGGAUGAUGAGGUGGAGACGGAGGUCACUAGCAGAAAGUCCAGCAUCCUGGUGCAGGAACAGAGCCUCAUAUUUUCAGGAGAAUCUCACAACCUCGUGUUAUCGAGCUCUAGAGUUUUGACUCCACAAAAAGCUUCCAUCAGUCAAGGAGAUGAGGACUCUGCUACCCAGUCCCGCUGUGAAAAUAAUGCUCCUGACAGGCCGUCAGGAGCUAGUGGGACCGAUCUUCCAGGUGGUGCAGCUUCAGGGCCAGAAGCAUGUAGUGAGCCUCAGACGACUGCCCAAUCCAGUACAUCGGUCACCAGCAGCACGGACCUGGUGAAGAAAGGCUUUGUGGAGAACUACUUUGGCUCACGUUCCAGCACUGAUAUAUCUGAGAUCAGCCCACUGGAGACUGCAGCUGUAACGCUGGGGAUCCAGACUUGCACAAAUGCUCCUGACAAAGAGGAUGAAGAGGAGGAGCAGGAUCAUGAGAUGAUUGAGAACGGUUUCUACGAGGAGACCGAUGGGUUGGUUUAUGUUAAUGGACUCCCAGAGGAGGAAGGAAGGUGUGAGGAUGGGGGAGCAGAGGGAAAGACCCUUUUUUAUAAUCAACUGGGAUUGGAACAGCUCCAGGAAACCUACACCCCCUCAGCCAGCCUGCAGACACUGCCUCCUGGACCAGCACCAUCCAGCAAUGACCUCUGCUGGUACAAGAUCGCUCCCACUGCUCAGAUGACAGCGUUUGCCCAAGCAAAAGAGGAUUUGAAGCAACUUAAUUUACCAGGCUUCCUGUACAGUGAGGUGGCAGAUCUGGCGUCCACUGUGCCAUAUUUCAGCAUGGACGAGGAUGAAAACUGUGACGAGGGCAUACAUCUAAUAGUGUGUGUACAUGGUCUGGAUGGUAACAGUGCAGAUCUGCGUCUAGUGAAGACUUAUCUGGAGCUCGGUUUGCCUGGAGCUCGUAUAGAUUUCCUUAUGUCAGAACGCAAUCAGAAUGACACAUUUGCUGAUUUUGAGUCCAUGACUGACAGACUUUUGGACGAAAUUGUGCAGUACAUACAAAUCUACAACCUCACGGUUUCCAAGAUAAGUUUUGUGGGUCAUUCUCUGGGAAAUCUGAUUGUACGCUCAGUGCUGACGAGGCCCAGGUUUAAGUGUUAUCUCAGCAGACUGCACACAUUUCUAUCUCUGUCUGGGCCACAUCUCGGCACUCUGUACAACAGCUCAGCCCUCGUCAAUACCGGGUUGUGGUUUAUGCAGAAGUGGAAGAAAUCUGGCUCUCUGCUGCAGCUGACCUGUCGCGACCACUCUGACCCACGCCAGACCUUCCUCUAUAAGCUAAGCAAGAAAGCAGGUCUUCAGUUCUUUAAGAACGUGGUGCUGGUGGGGUCUCUUCAGGACAGAUAUGUCCCCUAUCACUCUGCUCGAAUCGAGAUGUGCAAAACAGCCUUAAAGGACAAACAGACUGGUCCCGUGUAUGCUGAGAUGAUCGAGAACCUUCUACUUCCUGUGCUUCAGAAGAAAGACUGUACCCUGGUGCGUUACGAUGUCAUCCAUGCGCUGCCCAACACCGCCAACUCCCUGAUUGGCCGGGCAGCCCACAUCGCCGUCCUGGACUCUGAGAUUUUCCUGGAAAAGUUCUUCCUGGUGGCAGGGCUAAAGUUUUUUCAGUAGCCUUGCUAGACCAGAAGCAAAUACCUCACUGCAAACGGAUGUUUUUCUGGUUCUUUUUUUUUUUCUCACGGUUUUAAGUAUGCUCUUGGAGGUAAAGCAAAAUAUAUCAGUGUUAUUUUUGUUGUCGAUUUAGUUUCUAUUCAAGUCGGUUGUGAAUGUAGAACUUCUCUUUUGUAUUUUUCAUCUGGCAUUUUUUUUGUAAUAUCAUUUUAAUGGUUUAUUCAUUUUAAAGAAAAUCAAACCUCCCAAGUUUUUUGUUUGUUUGUUUGUUUUUUUCCAGUUUUAUUUAUGUACAACAUACAUUUUUACCAUUCUACCUUAUGCUGAACUGGAAAUGUAGCUGCUAAAAAACAAUGAACUAUUUAUUUGGGCUGGAAAUCCAGGUCAUUUUCAUGGUAAAAACAUGUUCACUUGAACGUUUUGGUAUCUAAGGUUGGCUGGCAUCCGAACUGCAUAAAACAUAUUUUCUAUUAAGAAAAUGCCAUUUGACUAUACAUUUUUUACAAAAUUAUCAUUUUUAUUAUUUUUUUUUUAUUUUUAUUUACAAUGUCAAAGGCUUCCUGAAUCUAGACGAACGUGAUUGUAGCUGAAACGAAGCAGCCUUGGACCGCGUGUAGGUUUUAUACUAAGUCUCUGGUGCCCAAUGCAUUUUCAUGCACAAUCUUGACCCAGCCUGGUGUUGGGUGGAGAAAACCAACGCUUAGCAUGUUAGUAUAUAUAUAUUUUUAACUAUUACAGGGGAUACAGAUAACUAAUUAACAAUGGGCCAAGUGUGUGGGAUAGAUGGUUAGUCAGUUGAAAACAGCACAUAUACUAGUAAUCAGAUCACAUAGUUGUGGGAAAGUAUGUUCAGUUUCCUAUGAAGGAAUUUGUUGAUGCUUGUGUGUAAAAAUACUUAUAAGACAUUUAAAUUAUCCAGUUUUUGUGUAAAGGGUUUUGUAACAUGGACUCCACAUUUCAUUAAAUGUAUUCGCAAUAAAUGUUUUUUGUUCUUUUUUUUUUUUUUAAAUAGAAGCUUUGUUUUCAUGGAUUACUGUAUUUAUUUUAAAUUAAAGGAAUAGUUCCAAACCUGUGGAAGCCAAGUUCCUUAAUGUUAGGUAAUUACAAUCCCCCUUGUACGUUUAUUUGUCCCGUUUUGUACGUUUUGUAUCUUUCAGUUGUGACUUGAUUUCAAGAGAUGACUUGUGCGCUUACCGUAUAUCAUGUUUUUGUGUGUGUGUGUGUGUGUGUGAAGUCAUAGAAAAGCAUUGUGUCUUAAGUUACAUUGAACACUAAUACAAGAUAAUGUAAUACUUAUUAUACAACACACCACUUUUAUGAUACUUUUAUUGGGUUUUUGGUCUUUCUAUAAACUGUACUUGUAUGUAUAAAAAAA
Molecule: messenger RNA, 5270 nt
Organism: Carassius auratus (goldfish)
Lineage: Eukaryota; Metazoa; Chordata; Actinopteri; Cypriniformes; Cyprinidae
Product: protein FAM135A-like
Exons: 18
Coding region: 53-3895 (1280 amino acids)
Biological process (GO): lipid metabolic process
Source: RefSeq, a predicted model, not a curated record